AUGGAUUGGUCGGCCUGGGACCGAAAGUCAGGAUCGUGCGAUAGAUGUAAGCCCUCAUUUACGUCUCUACCGACGGCUUCGCAGCAACGUGAAUGCCAGAUUCCUCAGGAGAGGCAAAAAAUGUCCGACAACGACUUGCUGAUCGCCCUCAAUGCUGUCCCGACGGUCCCUCGCGCGGUCGCCUGUCAGCUCGGUGCCGAACUCGAUCGCUGGCAAGGCCAGCGGGUCAACGACAAUCCCGCUGCACUCGCACACAGACUGGGGGUGCCAGCAGAACACUUCGCCCGAGUUCUCGCCCUGCGCCGCCGAGCUCCCCGGCUGGCCCGGCAGCAACACCAGCGAGCCGAGCAGCUCGGCGCCCGGCUGAUUACCAUCGCCGACACCGAUUACCCCGGUGCACUGCGUGACCUCACCUUGCCACCGCCGGUGCUCUACUGCCGGGGGGAGCUCAGCAAAGGUCCCGCGGUAGCGAUCGUCGGCUCGCGAAAGAUGAACGCCUACGGCAAAGAGGUAGCGAGCCGAUUUGCCCGUGAGCUGGCUGAAGCCGGAUUGACCAUCGUCUCGGGCUUCGCGCGAGGGGUUGACACCGCCGCCCAUCGUGGCGCCCUCGAGUCCGGUGGCUACACCCUGGCGGUGCUCGGCUGCGGGCUCGACAUCGACUAUCCCCGCGGUCAGACCGAUUUGGCUCUCGACAUCAGCCGCAGUGGUGCUUGUUUGAGCGAGUUCCCCUUCGGCUGCGAGCCCCGUGGCUGGCACUUCCCGGUGCGCAACCGACUGAUCGCCGCGCUGGCCCGCGGCACUUUGGUGGUACAGGCGGCAGUCCGAUCGGGCUCGCUCAACACCGCCCAUCACGCGCUGGAACUCGGCCGCGAAGUCUACGCCGUGCCAGGUCGUAUCGACGACCCGCUUGCCGGCGGCACCAACGGCCUAUUGGCCGACGGCGCCCUGGUGGCCCGCUCGCCGCGCGAUGUGCUCGAAUGCUUGGCGCUAGAGCAGCUUCGGCUGCCGACCGCACCGGCAAUGGCCCCCAAAGCGCCAGACCGACCGCUGCCCGAGGGAGUGCCUGGCAAGCUGGUGAAAGCCCUGCCACCCGGCGACGAAGCCACCGCCGAAGAGCUGGCCGAACGCCUCGGCCUGCCCAUCGAUCAGACCCUCGGCCUGCUGCUCGAGCUCGAGCUCGGCGGCUGGAUCAACCGCCGCCCGGGACCGGUCUAUAGCCGUUGA
Messenger RNA from Nerophis lumbriciformis (worm pipefish), 1224 nucleotides. NCBI's taxonomy places the organism in Eukaryota, Metazoa, Chordata, Actinopteri, Syngnathiformes, Syngnathidae. The record is from RefSeq and is a predicted model, not a curated record.